CCGGAGCCAUGUUGGAUGGAACUGCUGGCGCCGAGCGCGGGACACCGAGCGGGCCGCCCCAUGGCGACCGGCCCAGCCCCGUGCACCGUCCGCAGCCCUGUGGCGCUGCAGGUGGGAGACGUGAAGACGGACCUGGCUCGGCCUGGUGUGGCCGUCAUCGAUGUGGCCUUGCCCUCCGCCCAGCCCCUGGAUUUGCAGGAAAUCAUCUUUAAGAACUCCUACACGGCUUUCCUGACUGUGCGAGUGCAGCGGUGCCGCCCCUGUGAUGUGGGGCGCGAUGGCGCCAGGAAGUGGGUCACCUGCUUGUGGAAUCACUGCCUGAUGCCCAGCCCACACACAGAGGCUGGCUCCCAGGAUUACUUCUCUCUCUCCAGGCAUCAGUUGCUGUGUGAUGUGGAUCAGGUGACUGCCAUGCGUUUGAUUCUUCGCCAACCCUCGCCGUUUUGGCUGCACUUCACCCUGGAGGAGCUGCUGCUCUACCCCAGCGGCCAGCAGAGCCCUGCAGACAGACUUCCCAUCCUGGCUGUCCUAUCUGGCCCCCAGCAGCAGCCAGAAAAACUGCAUGGGGGUGUCCCCGACCCGGAAAAGGUGUCUACUGAAGUCCAGCAGCUGUGGGUACUAACAGAAAUGAUCCGCGCCAACCAGACAGCAGCCCGAAUCGGGCGUUUUGACGUGGAUGGCUGUUACGACAUCAAUUUGCUCUCCUACACCUGAGCUCUGGCCCAGACUGCCUGCCCCAUCUGCACAGCACGUUUCCUUCAUCGCUGAUCAGAGUCUGCCUCAGGUCUCCCCAGUCAAGAGGAUUGUUUUCUCUCCCUCCCUGUUCUGUGCUCCCUCAGCCUCCCCCACAGCAUCUUCUGGGCUUCUUGACUCUCGCCAGAUUCCUCUGUCUGCAUCUCCCUGGGCCUGCGGACUUUCUCUUCUCCCGGCACUGCAUAGCUCCCUGUUCUGGGCCCGGCAGGCAUGUCUCCAGCCUCCUGAACAAAUCACAUUGCAAGUGUUUGGCAGAGUGCCCCCCCACCCACCUUGGGAAUUUCAGAUGAAUCCUACUUCCAGGGGGAUCUGGGGUGCCAAUAAACCUAGGGUGGGCGAAGCUCAAGGGACAUGCUUGGCUCCCGGAACAGAGUUACUGCCCUGAAUGCUGCAUCAGAGCCCUGCUCCUCUGAGCUUGGAGCUGCCUGGGGCUGAUGUGCUGAAGGCAUGGGAGUCGGCGGACAGGGGAGGGACUGUGAUGUUCCCUGGUUCUUGCCAUUGCCUGUGGCUGUGCAGUGGGAGGUGCUACCUAAAAGCCACAGGGCUCCUUUGGCAGUUUUUGUCUGUUCUCCCUGUUCUGGUAGGGUACAAGUGGUACAGGGAUGGGGCAUGGCGAGGAGGGACAAGGACUGUCAGUUGGAGCCUUCCAGGCUGCAGAUUUUAGCAAGGUUGCAGGGCUCAGUGCCUUGGAUGGGGAGAGCUGUCUACGGGCUCUUGAGAUCCUCAGCACCAAUGGCAAUCAAAGCAUACUUCCCCAGAACCCAGUCCAGCCACCCCCCAUUGCUCCCAGCCCCAAUUGGCUCCUGACCCAUAAACGUGCAAACUCUGUGAAGAUGGGCAGCUUGUCACCUAGCCCCUCUGAUGGCCCCAGGGUGCUCCCAGAUGUUCACUUCCAAUCAUGGAGUAAAUAGCAGCCACACAGAAGAGAUUUGAGCUCUUAGUCUCUGGAUCCCAGCCUGGAGCACCUUCCCUCAGGGCCCUGGAUCAUGGCCUGGAGUGCCUCCCCCACCCUACCACUGGGGGUUGUCUCUCUCUUCUGCAGUGCUGGGCAAGACUCCCAGCACCCCUGUGUGCUGCUCUUGAGCACCCAGUCCCUUGGUAACACGGAGGUGUGGGCUGGUUUGAGGGCUCACCGGCCUGCUCAAAAAAGCAGGGGAUGGGGUGUGUCUUGAGAACCCCUGCAGCAAUCGAGCCCACUUUGUGCCAUUAACUCUCCCAGGAGUCUUAGUGGAGAGUGCUGGCACCAGAUGUGGGGCAAUGGCAUGACUGCUACUUUCCGUGGUAUUCAGGGCAGCGGCAGGAGUUGAACAGCCUGGCCUCUCCAAAGGGGGCUAUAGUAGUGAGCAUCUUCCAGCCUUUGUCGCAUAUAACCUCGUGCCCACUCUGGGAGUGGCUGGCUCCAGUAUCUGGCUGGGAACCACGGUCCAGAGAGACUUGCCCAGGGUCACAUAAGGAGUUUGUAGCAGAACUGGGACAUGAGCCCUGGUCUCCUGAAUGCCAGCCUAGUGCCCUCCCCCUGAGCCAUCCUUCCUGGCUACAUGCUUCCUUUCUUCCAUCCUUCCUGGCUGCACGUGACUGGGCUGGCCUGAGUAGGACAUGGGUCUUAGGUUGUAGCCAGCCAUGCUGUUCCCUCCAACAGUCACAGUGCCCAUGGGGAUCUGACCUCUGUUCUGCCUGUCCCCACAGGGGGAUGCAUCGUGCAUUUGCUGGAUCUGCACCCAGCUGCUCUAAUAAACAACCCUCAAAGCUGA
Molecule: messenger RNA, 2504 nt
Organism: Gopherus evgoodei (Goodes thornscrub tortoise)
Lineage: Eukaryota; Metazoa; Chordata; Testudines; Testudinidae
Gene: NICN1
Product: nicolin 1
Exons: 7
Coding region: 16-714 (232 amino acids)
Cellular component (GO): nucleoplasm
Source: RefSeq, a predicted model, not a curated record